GAAGAAAUUUGAAGGGCACCCCUGGUAGAAAUAAAAAAGAAAAAAGAAAAGCUCUCCAGUCUCCAACCCGCCCAGCAAAAUCCAAAAAUAUACCCCCUACAAAUUUUUUACCAUCUCUACUAGACUAGAGAGGACUGGCUGGACUGCAAUGUCCACAAAAAAAUUAAUAAAUAAAAAUAAAAAUAAAAUAGAAGUUUUUUCCUGCUUUCUGCUCAACACGCAAUCACCAUUUUGUCAACCAAAAUUCACAAGGCACGCUACACCAGGGGAAAGGAGGCAAAGUUUGUUUUUCAAAAAAUCUCAAAUCUUACUCAAUCUCACAUUCUCAUCUCACCCAACCCAAACCCAAAGAAAAAGAGAAAUUUUUUGUAGUUGAAGAAAUACCAAAGGCAAGAGAAGCACACCAAGAUUGGUUGUACAUCCACCGAUCUGUUGACUGCUGUACAUCCACCGUCGUCUUCAGCUCGCCAUGACGCCGUCCACGCACCACCAGCAGAAGUGAACAGGGCAUCAAAUUUUUCAAGAUAACUAAUUCACUCAAAGGGUCUAAGAGGACAAGCAUGAGUUUCGGUGGGCUUUUUUGUUUGAGAACGAAUAAAAAGGAAGAAAGAGAGGAAGAAAGAGAGAAAUCAUUUUUGAGAAAUGGAGGCAUUUUAUUAAAGGAUCUGAUUGCUUCAAGUAAUGGAAAAUGUAAUCCCAUUCGCAAUUUCUCUGCUGAGGAGCUCAUCACAGCAACAAACAACUUCGAUUCAAGUCACAUUAUGCAAACUUGUACAUUAUUUCCAGAAAAGUGGCUUGGUGGGUCAGAAUAUGAAUUUCUUGAAGUGACUUAUCUUAUGUAUAAGGGUUAUCUAGAUGGUCGCCCAAUCAUUGUUAAGAAGUUCACGAGCGAGAACUUGGAGGAGUAUAAACCUCUGUCCCAAGCUAUACGUGACAUUGUGAUAGGAACCCAGAUGAGCAACCACAACAACGUUUUAAAGCUCUUAGGCUGCUGUUUAGAGUUUCCUAUACCUGUUCUUGUGCAUGAAUACGCCACAAAUGGAGCUCUCAAUGAUAAAGGAGGUUUUGGAGCUGAUAAAGAAUUUCUACCUUGGAAGAUUAGGUUGCGUAUUGCUAAGCAGCUUGCAAAUGCACUUACAUAUCUCCACACUGCUCUUCUCAGGCCAGUCAUCCAUAGGGAUUUAAGACCCUCCGCCAUUUUCUUGGACCAUAACUUUGUUCCUAAACUCUGCAACUUCUCAAUCUCCAUAACAAUACCUCCUGGCGAAUCUCAUGCAAGAGAUGAUACGAUCAUUCAGCCUACGUACUGUGACCCUGAAUAUUUUGAGUCCGGCUCUAUGAAUGAGAAAAGUGACGUCUAUAGCUUUGGCAUAGUCUUACUUAUUUUUUUAACAGGGAAAAAAGCUACAGGUUUUGUUUGGACAACAGAAUUUCAUGCUUCAAAUGAGCAUGUGACCACUGAAAUUGUGGAUCCCAAUAUUUUGAGGGAGGAAGGAGGAGAUGGGCAAGCUCAACAAGUGGAAGCUUUUUUAGCGCUUGCAUUGGCAUGCAUCCGAAGGAAAGGUGAAGAAAGGCCUGAUAUGAUUGAUGUGGCAAAAGAGCUCAUGCGGAUUGAAAAGUCCAUAUGACCUUUUCCUUGAUGUAGAAUAUGGCGGAUUAUCUACAGAGUCAUUUAGUGUCUUUAUUUUUAUUGUCUUUUAUUUUUCAAGUUAGAAACUGAACUAAUAUAUAUAUAUAUAUAAGUGAUGACCAUAUAUAUAAUUAGGUCAAUGCACUCGGCAGGAUAGUUGUUGAGAUGGUGCAAAAGAUAAUUUUUUCUGAAAUUCUGAUGCUAAUUUUUUCUGAAAUUCUGAUGCUCUCUCGAUAUUCAUAGACCGGAAAGAAAGCUCUCAAGAGGCAAACGCAAU
Messenger RNA from Corylus avellana, 1907 nucleotides. Lineage: Eukaryota; Viridiplantae; Streptophyta; Magnoliopsida; Fagales; Betulaceae. The record is from RefSeq and is a predicted model, not a curated record.